AUGGCAGCUGCGUCUAGUAAUGCAAUUGUUCCUCAAAUCCUCAACGGAGAACACGAUUAUAAGGAUUGGAGUGUUCGCGUCAAAACCUAUCUGCUCUCUAAAGAUCUUUGGGACGUUGUUGAAACAACCAGUAAACCCAAGUUUAAGGCUUGGAGGAAGAAUAAUGCCGAAGCUUUGCAUGCAAUCCAACUUUCUUGUGGGCCCGGUACUUUUACUUAUAUCCGUGAUAAAACCACCGCCAAAGCUGCUUGGGAUACUUUGAAAGCACAGUUCAACCGAGAAAAAAGCAACUUAUUGAGCAUGACAGAGUACAACCGAGAAGAAAUCUCAGGUAUCUAUCAUCAAAAUCAAAGAAUUAAUGUAUAUGAAAGGUUCUCUUGCUUUCUUUGUGUGUAAGGAAUGCAUAAUCGCUCAUUAUUGAUCAAUUAUCAAGGGUGGAACCAUGAUGAAUAAAUGGACGUGCUUGCAAGGCUUUAUCUCAAACCUUGAUAUCAAAAUCAAGGGGUAGUGACUAUCAACUCUUGAUGAUUAGUUGACCAAGAGAAUGAGACUUAACCUGUUUAUCAAUAUAUUGUGCAUUAUUUUCUUUUAUCUUUCUAUUUAAAAUUAAAAGUAAUUUUUUCUUCCCUAUAAUCCCUGUUUCACAUUAAGGUUUUAAUCUCAAAACUAUAUCAAAUCCAAAGAUUAGAGAUUGUUGGGUGUGUUGCGUAUCGAGUUAAAA
This is a messenger RNA of Pyrus x bretschneideri (Chinese white pear), 721 nucleotides long. RefSeq lists its product as uncharacterized. The transcript has 2 exons. Lineage: Eukaryota; Viridiplantae; Streptophyta; Magnoliopsida; Rosales; Rosaceae. The record is from RefSeq and is a predicted model, not a curated record. Bases 1 to 396 code for a protein of 131 amino acids.